AUCUUGAUAACCGGCAAUAUAUCUACUGUACUAAUCGGAGAUCUAACCCUUCAUAAUUGCAUAUUCAUCGAUGUCGGAACUCGAUGAGAUUUACCGAGCCGUAAGCUUUGAGAUAUCUUUGAAGAGUCCCUCAACUGAAUAGAUCCUUUGCAUUGACUGUAGGGAGGUAUGAUUCUGAGUAUCCUCGAGUAGUCAGUCAGUAUCAUACAACACCCAUGGUACACACAAUAUCUUAUCUCCAAUCAAUCAACCCCUAGCUGCCGACCUACACUUCAACCCUCGCCGAAUUCCUACGAAACUACAAAAGCUGUGUGGAACAGACAAACAGAUUCGAGCCGCAAAAGCCGCAAGCAGUACACGGAAGCAGGCUUGUUUACCCGUCAGUCACAACACCAAAUUCAUCACUCAUCAAUCAUACUCUCGUACAGUAAGUAUUUAACCUUACGCACGAUAUUGUAGGUAUCGAUCAAUAGAGAGCACCACCAAAUCAUGUCAAAGUAUCUGUGUUGUUCCCACUUAGCGAGAAACCUCUGCGCAAUUGGUUAUUCACUAUUACGAAUUUAGUACGCCUCCUUUAAAUACAUGAAUUAAGCAUCGCUGUUGAGUUGGAACAAUUAACUUUACGACACCUAUCCAGACUUCAUUUCUAUCCAGCCUUCCACUAUCUUUCUUGGACACGGGGUUGAUAAGUCAUAGAUCCACUGACUAACCUACCACUCACUCACUCACUCACUUCUCUUCUCUCUCUUCCCUCUUUUUCCCGGAUCCGUCCCUCACUUCCAUCACUUCCUACUCACAGGGAGCACCCAUUUCCACUCUCAUUCUCCCACUCUGCCACUUCAAUUCGGCGAAUACUCUUUCCGUACCAGUCCUGCAUUCACAAAAUAUCGCCUCAUCGUCAAUAUCGAUCCACCCCACCAGGUCUCGUCUCGUCACCUCUGGCUGUUUCCGCGCCAUGCAAGCCCCAGUCUCGCUUCUUUCGCCCCUGGGUAAGUUCCAACGUUUCAUUUAUUAUUUUAGUAAAAAAAGCUACCAAGGGCAGGAUGCAAAACGGCCCCCAAUCUUGAUUUGGAUUUCAUCAUUGGCCAAUAAAUUGACCUCGUGGGUAAAUGGCUCGAUGACAAUCCAUUUUUGAUUGAUAUUCAUUUUCUUCUCUCCGUUAUCAUCAUUCCAUGUUCCCAUUCCCAUCUGCAUUCCCUUUCCUUUGUCACACUGCAUACUGCAUACUGCAUACUGCAUCCUGUAUACUGUACAAAAUGUGUGUAUUGUACCUACUUAGUAGUGGUACUACAUCUUACAUCUCACAUCUCACAUCUUACAUCUCACAUCUUACAUCUCACAUCGUGUACUUUCCGAAUAUCACUUGAAAUCUAAAAGAGAUAAUUAUUGGUCACCAUCACCAUCUCUUUCAUCAGAAACACGGCUGAACCAAAAAUUCAAAACCCAAAGUCACACAAGUGUUACACUUCAUUCCAAUGAACUUGUUUAAUUCCUCUUCCCCGGUGCCACAUUUUGACUCGAAAAUAUCUUCACCCGGUUUAUGUUGUAGCACGAAAUUCAAAUGUCACUGCAGAUUUCAGUAUCUUUUUGAAAAGGAAUAAUAUGAUGAAAAUGAUUAACUUACUGACUUGAUUCAUUCCAUCUCUAGGCUAUAGUAACAAUAGUUGCGGAUAUUGUCACAAUAAUUCAGGAAGUUAGUUACAUAUUCCAAUUACCAACUCACAGAAAUGUAUUAUUGGCAGUAUCAUGUCCUAUCCUCAUCACAUGUGCCUCGAUUCAAGAACUUCUUUCCUUUUUUCAUAUACUUCAUAUUGACUUUCUACCUUUGUUGCUCAAUGGCUUGAGUCAAGUUCUCAUAUUGCGCAAAGGCCAUUUAUUCACUUAUAUCUCUAGGCUAUUCGUAUUACGCAAAAACCCAAACAUUAAACCCAGAAUUUUACCAAGGGCUUCUUGAUCGAGGAUGGAGGCGUUCAGGUACCUUACUCUACAAACCAGAUCUAAGGAACUCAUGUUGUCCACAAUAUACCAUCCGUCUUGAUUCUCAUCAAUUCCAUCCAACCAAAGAUCAACGACAAGUUGUCAAUCGUUUCAACAACUUUAUCCUAGGACAUACCUAUACAAAAGAAGCAGCAAGAUUAUACCCCAAAUCACGCGACCAAGCCAAAAAACGCAAUACGGAUUUUGAUCUUCAGGAAAGAAUCCAUGAGGGAGAAAAGGAACAAAUCAAGACACCCCCAGAACCAGCUCAUUCUUUUACCGUUACAUUGGAAACCGACGAAUUUACCGAGGAGAAAUACACUAUUUUUGAGAAUUAUCAACGGACGGUUCAUCACGACCCACCUAGUAAAAUCAGCAGAGCAGGAUUCAAAAAUUUCCUCUGUUCAUCCCCCUUACCUCGCAGUACCCAAACCAUCAACGGUAAAACCAAACCCCUAGGAUCCUAUCACCAAUGUUACCGACUCGACGGAGAAUUAAUCGCUGUCGGCGUUCUAGAUCUCCUUCCCAAAUGCGUCAGCGCAGUAUACUUCAUGUACCAUGAAUCCGUUCACUCUCGUGGUUUCGGAAAACUAGGCGCAUUGAGAGAAAUUUCCUAGCAAAGAGAUAGGAUAUCAAUAUUGGUACGCGGGGUUUUAUAUUCAUAGUUGUGUGAAAAUGAGAUAUAAAGGCGAUUAUAGUCCUCAAUAUAUUCUAGAUCCGGAAACAUAUUCCUGGAUCUUAUUUGAUGAGAAAUUAAAGGGGAAAUUGAACGAGAGGAAAUACGUCACCGAGGCUGCUCAAUCAACUCCUGAACCUCCAAAUCAAAAUCAAGACUCAACCUCAGAUUCAGACUCAGACUCCGACUCAAACUCCCAAACACCAAUCUUCGCCCGCACCCCCUCCAGCAGCAUGCCAGGUCUCCUCACCCGCAGCGAAAUCCUAACCAAAGCCCCCUUGGACAAAAUCAAAAUCCGCAUCGGAAAAACCGAUCACGAAACCCAUGAAUUGAUUAAUUGGGAGAGUGAUAAUGUGAUGGAUGCGAAUAGUAUCAAGGGGGUUAUUGCCGAGUUGGUUAGUACGGUGGGGAUUGAGUUGGCGGGGGAGAUGGUGAUUUAUUUUAGGUGAGGGGAGUGGAG
Sclerotinia trifoliorum is the source of this 3113-nucleotide messenger RNA. NCBI's taxonomy places the organism in Eukaryota, Fungi, Ascomycota, Leotiomycetes, Helotiales, Sclerotiniaceae. The record is from the annotation of a GenBank genome assembly.